CAGUGUCCCUUGUCCGCCGAAAGGAUCCCGUGGCAAAUGCCUGUUACGCGCCUAAGGCUGAGCCUCGGCUCAAAUUCUGCCACUCUGCAUUGCCAGGACUCUCAGACCUGAAUCUUCACCACCAAUCGCCCUGAUGAUUUUGAUUUCCAUCUUUCGCUAACGACCCAAUUUUUCCCUUAGGCAACUCUACUGUCCCUUGACCGACCGCUCCCCGAUUGUCGGUGCACGUCACAUUGUACCUCAGCGGUCACUCCUGCUCUUCUACCCGGCGCCGCCGUGGGCCGCUUGUUUUUCCAUCUAAUCGACCAUGGCACCAGGACGGUCGAUAAAUAUCCUUCUACCCUCCUCUCUUCCCUUUCAGAGACCGAGACCGAGUAUACACUCUUCGUCACCCUCAUUACGCCCCUUCUGCCGUCCGCUCUUCCUUCAAUCCUCCUGCCGAACAAUACCCAGCGGACCUUCUCUCUCAACACACACCAGUGCCUCGAGGAGGGUAUUUCGACGGUGGAACAAUAUACAAGUUGCCCUGCGACGUUCACAGUCUACAGUUGUUGUCCAUCAUAAAGGACGUGCCCGUUUCCGCCGGUCGAUCAGUUUUUUGACCAUCAGCACCCUUUCGUUCGUUGUCGGUACAUACCUCGCCCUCAGCUACUCUCCUCCGAUCCUCGUCCCGCUCAUCAUGGGUUCCAUGCCCUCGGACGCCGAGACGCUCUCGAUCUACGAGCCACCCGACGACCUUUCCCGAGAGAUUGACGAACAAAUCAGAAACUGCGCCCUCGCCGUGGAACUCAGAGAACACCCGGACUUCAUCGAAUCGAGGCCGCACCUCAAGAUCCCCCCAGAAGUGCGACAGCACAAUCUCACAGCGGGCACGUUGGCGGGGCCCGGCAUGAUCGUCGUUCCGCCGUACUAUUUCAAUGAGAAGGACGGGAAGAGCAUGGUUCAGAUAUUCUAUGUCGGUCCCGACUGCUCAGGGCAUCCAGGGAUCGUGCACGGCGGGUUCCUGGCCACAAUGCUCGACGAGGGUCUGGCAAGGUGCGCAUUCCCUGCCAUGCCAAACAAAGUGGGCGUGACGGCAAACCUGCAAAUCAAUUAUCUCAAACCCACAAUGGCGGGCCAGUUUCUGGUCCUGCGAGCGACGACGACGAAAACUGAGGGCAGGAAGGCAUGGGCCGAGGGCUGGAUUGAGAGCCUGGAGGUGCCAGAGGGUGAAGAGCCACAGAAACUCGUGGAGGCGAGUGCGCUGUUUAUUGAGCCGAAGUAUGCUAAUGUCUUGAAAUCACUCUACCGAGUUUCAGAUUAAAUGCUCGAGAGGUUUGAUGCUAUAUAAUGCCGGAGUUUUUCGAUCGGAAGGCAUGUUCUGACUCUAUGGGCUUCUCUUUUGAAGGUACAAACGAGAAGUUGAUGGAGUAUUGUUCUCGAGUCCAGCGUCGCAAAGCACAAGCAUUGGAUAGAGCUGUCGAGAACUGUGCGAUAUGGAUUUUGGGAUUCAAGCAUGUAUCUACGUGCACGGGGUUUGGUGUUCUUAGAAAGCAUAGUAUCUGAUAUGGAUAGUCUCUCAAGACUGGAAAAGAAUAGACGAAUAUACCGGCCCCGAGUCUACUUGUGGGCAUUUUGUCAAAACGUG
Exophiala oligosperma is the source of this 1627-nucleotide messenger RNA. RefSeq lists its product as uncharacterized. The coding region runs from base 308 to 1303 and encodes 331 amino acids. The record is from RefSeq and is a predicted model, not a curated record. The transcript is spliced from 3 exons. Lineage: Eukaryota; Fungi; Ascomycota; Eurotiomycetes; Chaetothyriales; Herpotrichiellaceae.